Messenger RNA from Oncorhynchus kisutch (coho salmon), 2406 nucleotides. RefSeq lists its product as uncharacterized. The transcript has 5 exons. The record is from RefSeq and is a predicted model, not a curated record. The annotation marks the transcript as partial. Lineage: Eukaryota; Metazoa; Chordata; Actinopteri; Salmoniformes; Salmonidae. Gene Ontology annotation, molecular function: nucleic acid binding; RNA-DNA hybrid ribonuclease activity.
GACCCAAGACCCACUAUCGAAGGCCUACUGGAAGCUGGGUGCAUAUACAGGACUCUAUCACUCUGGAACACCCCCAUACUUCCUGUUCUGAAGGCAGGAGGAGAAACAUACCGGAUGGUGCAGGAUUUCCGGGCUGUAAAUGAAGUUACCACACCCAUCGAUCUCCCUGUUCCAGACCCACACAUCAUACUGAGCAACCUGUCACCCAAACAUCGGUAUUUCACCGUAGUGGACUUGGCCAAUGCCUUUUUCAGCAUCCCAUUGGAUGAGGCUUCCCAGCCACUUUUUGCCUUUACCUACGAGAAUCAGCAAUUUACCUAUUCCGUACUUCCCCAAGGUUACACUUCUUCCCCGGAAAUCUUCAAUUAUAUUCUGAAGACUCACCUGGCAGAACUGAAAAUCCCAGAAGGAGUGAUACUCAUACAAUACGUAGACGACCUGUUGCUGGGGGCUCCCACCUCAGACCUCUGUCUAGAAAUGACUAAAACCCUGUUAGACUUUCUGGCAGUCAAAGGCUACAAAGUCAAGAUGUCAAAAGUCCAAUCAUGCAGACGAACCGUUCUGUUCCUGGGAAGGGAAAUCUCAAGCGAGGGGGCCGGACUCUCAAAAUCACACCGAGACUCAAUCCUACAUCAUCCCAGGCCCAUUACUGUUUCAGGAAUGCUCUCUUUCCUGGGGUUGACGGGAUACAGCCGUACUCACAUCCCAGACUAUACUGAAAGAACUGAACCUCUGAGAGAAAUUGUUCGAGAAGCUGGCCCUAGAAACCUACAGGCCCCACUUACAUGGACUCCUGAAGCUUCAACGGCGUUUGGGCUCCUGAAGACUGACCUGUCUGUGGCUGCUGCUCUCACGGCACCAGACUACGGUAAAACAUUUCACCUGGAUGUUUCUGAAAAGGAAGGCUUUCCAUCCGCCGUCCUUUUUCAGAAACAUGAGGGGGAGAGAAGAGUACUCAUGUACCACUCUUCAAAACUUGACCACAUUGAAACCGGCCAGACCGCCUGUUCCAGAUACGUUGCGGCGGUAGCCAAGGCGAUUGAGAAGACAGCCCAUCUGGUAAUGUGCCACAAGAUGCAAAUACACACCCACCACGGGAUGGCAGCAUACCUCAUCAGCAAAGAAUUUACCUUCAGUGUGGACAGAAAAAACCAAAUCCAGAACAAAUGCACCCAGUCACACAUCACUUUUGUGAACACCGACAAGAACAUGGCAGAUGCACUCACCGCAGAAGAUGGCCUAGCACACUCCUGCCAAGAGAGGGCAGCACAAGAGCUCAAACUGAGACCAGACCUGGAAAAUGAACCACUGACAUCUCCAGACCUAUGGCUGUACACAGACGGAUGUUGCUACAAGGGAGACACAGUAAACGUAGCUGCCUAUGCGGUCGUACAGCAGCUGCAUGACAAAACACAUGUCACGUUGGAAUCAGGAAUUAUCCCCCAGCCAGCAUCGGCACAACUUGCGGAAAUUGUGGCUUUGACUCAAGCUCUAGAGAAAGCCGAAGGAAAAACUGUAAACAUUUACACGGACUCGGCAUACGCACACGGAGCAGUGCACAUAGAUGGACCACAAUGGGUUAGGCGCAACUUUACCACCACAGGAGCCGAGGACCUUGUUCUGCGGACCCAGGGAGUGAAUCCCGGAUAUAGGGGACGUUCCAGGAGAGACACCACCCCAUCUAGUGGAGACCCCUCCUACAUAGACGCUAUCGGAGUCCCUAGGGGAGUGCCUGAUGAGUAUAAGUUAAUAGAUCAGGGCUAUCAGGAGAGCUACCCAAUCCCAGAGGGCCAUCGUGGCUUCAUCAGUGAUGCCAGACUUCUGCAGAUGCAGAGAGCUGAGAGAGAGGCCAUGGAAGCAAAGCAAAGAAAGAUAAGUGCUAUCCAUGAGAAUUAUGUCCGGACUGCUCUCAUCGGGGUUGGCAGCACCUUCGCGCACCACUUCGUCCCCUCUAUUCAGUGCAUUCCGCGGCCGAAAGCUCCACCAAGGCCUUUGCCACGAAGGCUUGAACACAUAGCUCUGGCCCCACUGAAGAACGUGGUGGGGGUGGACGGAGCCCAAGUUCGACCCGGAUCUAAACUCUCUGGAGUCCAUCCAGAGGGGCAAGAAGAAGAAGGGCAGGCGGGAGUCGAAGCCCUGAAAGCCCAGUCGGACCAGGGCUGUGCUGACAACAACGGACCCAUUGACCUGAUGAAGGAGGUGAGGGACAUCGAGGCUCACCUGAAGGAGGAGGCCUGGGAGGUGGUACAUGAGGUGAAGGCCGUGGGCAGGAGAAGUUUGGGCUCGGCCAUGUCCACAGGGGAAAUAGCCACCAGCUCUCUGGGAAGCCUGAGCUCAGUGGAUAUGAACACCCCUACUGAGCUCCGUGACUACUUGUAUGUUGGGACCCCGGGCAAAGUUGCGUGA